Messenger RNA from Trichechus manatus latirostris (Florida manatee), 2959 nucleotides. Its product is annotated as zinc finger X-linked protein ZXDB-like. The record is from RefSeq and is a predicted model, not a curated record. Bases 1 to 1227 code for a protein of 408 amino acids. NCBI's taxonomy places the organism in Eukaryota, Metazoa, Chordata, Mammalia, Sirenia, Trichechidae. The transcript has 6 exons.
AUGCCUCAGUCCCAAAAGCGACCAAGUACUUUUCCUGCCUCUGAAGGUUUAUCGGGAAGCUGCGCACCACUGACAGUGCGUGCUGCCAAAAGGCAAGGGCUUUUACGACUGUUUGAAACAGAAGAAACAGGCGGAUCGCGGGGAAGGCGAGCCCGAGCCCCAAACCGCCGCGCGGGCUGGGUCAAUUGUGGAGAACUGCAGAAGGGCCCCGGGAGACCUGCGUCCCUCGAGGGCCAAGUAGGGAGCGCGCGUCCACGGCGGCCAGUGCUGGGGGCUGGGCCGGCCUUGGACUCGACGGGCUGGACACAUGGUCCAGUAAGAGCCCCUAGGGCCUGGGGCUGCAGCACCCCAAGUGCCCCCGCGCCGGCGGGUGUCGCUUACCUUGACGGCGGUGCGGGGAUUCGGACGGCGGGGUGCGCGGGCGGCCGCAGGGCGCGAAGGCGGGCACAGGGCGGCGUCCGGGCACCAGCAGGGGAUGGAGACGCCGUACGCUGGGCGCCACCGGAGCUUGAGGUCCACUUCCUCCGGGAGGAAGUGGUGUCAGCCCUGCCCUUCACACCGGAAGAGGAGCACCCUCAGCGCGGGAAAGCGCUCCCGUCCGGCUCCGGGUCUGCUCGCAGGUGGCCUCGAUGCAGGGCUCAAGGCGAAGUGCGGCCGCGGCCACGGGCGACCGUGGCUUUGCUUACGUCGGCCUCUGCUUCCUGCUGCUCAGAUACCUCGGCGCGGCCGGGAGCAAGAGCUACCCUGCGUUUCCCCAGCCAAAAACUCUGUUUGCGCUGCCGGGGCACACCCGCUGCCGAGUCGAGCAGGCCAGUCCUGCCGUUCCCCGGACCUGGCCGCGUCCUCCCCCUGCGGCGGGCCACGCGCAGCCCCAGCCCAGAGCCCCGCCUCCGGGGCUCUCAGGAGCAGAGGGUGCCGUGCGCCCCGGGGCCGCACGGCACCGUCGGGGCCUCCAAUGCUGCGGCGUCUUGGGACUGUAAGGGGCUGACGCGCGGGCGGCCCCCGCCCAGGCCUCUUCACCCGAAGCCACGGCUCUGCAGCGGCGCUUCCCAGCAGCAGCCGCGGCGCUGGAGCCCUGCUGGGCCCGGCCCGGGGGCGGGGAAGCCACUCUGCUGCAAGCUCUCCUGUGGGCCGUCCAGUUCCCAGCGGAGUCUCCCUCCGAGCUGGCUCACGCUGCUUCGGAGCUGGGAGGCCUGGGCCUUCACGUGCAUUCACCUGCGACGUUAGGCCAGCCUUUUCACAGUGCUUAAGCUAGAAGGAAAAAACAAGGAACAGUUAUGCAGCAGUCAUCCUGGCUCUUCCUACUGUGAUACAGGAGGAAAUGAAGUCUCACCUGAGGAUACACUGGUCCUACAACUGGAGCUUGCAAAGGGACGAGGAAAAUUUGUUGACAUGCAGAUUUGCAGCAAAAACUCAUAGAACGACAGCAAAUAUUAGCCAGCAAUGAGAUAGACUAGCAAAAGAAAAUACCUGAGCAAAUGAAUCUGAUUACACUCCAGGACGGUGUGCUCUUUGACACUGUGAAGCAGAAGUGUUUUCAUAGCUUGCAGAAGGACAUCCAAUGUUAUUUUGAAACUCGUCUAUGGGGUCUACAGAACCAGGUCAGAAAUCAUCUCUAGAAGUCAUACUCUGUGCAUAGAGUUGAAGCUAAUGCAAAAGUGAUUGAUGUUGGAGAAAGCGCGCUGGACCGAGGCCUUUGUGAAAGUGAUGAAUUUUGCAGUUUCCCAAAGAGACCAUCACAGUGUGAAAACCACAUGCUAUGCCCUGCUGGUUUUUUCCAGGUGUCUGAAUGUGCCACAAUCGCAGAUCAGAUUUGUCAGGUGAAAUACUAUAAUCUUAUCCAUUAUAAUUAGUGCUUUAAAGAUACUUCUGUAAGGCAGGGGGCUGCAUUCCCUAAAGUUGUUGAAGUAAUUAUGACUCUUAAGUUCAAUUUUACUUGGGUUAAAAAAAAGUUACGGUAAAAUAUUUCAAAUUAAUUUUUAAAUGUUACAAAAUGAGCAGCCUCAUCAUUUUUAUUUACAAAAGUAUGCUGGUUAAAAAAUAGUGUAACCUAAAUAACUUUUUGGAGUUCCUGGGUGGUGCAAAUGCUUCAGCACUCGACUACUAGCUGAAAGGUCGGUGGUUUGAACCCACCCAGAGGUACCUCAGAAGACAGGCCUGGCGAUUUGCUUCUGAAAGGUCACGGCCUUGAAAACCCUAUGGAGCAGUUCUACUCUGCACACACGGGGUCAGUAUGAGUUGGAAUCUACUUAACGGCAACUAACAACAACAACAACAAAUAACCUCCUAGGUGCAGAUUUGCAAACAGCAUGCAUCUGAACUCAGUUGGUAUUUCUAGUUCUAAAUUUCUUUCUCUUUCCAUAAUUUAGUCAGAAGGUACAUCAUUCCUCAAAAUAAGCAGACAGAAUCAACAUAAAACUGUCCUUAUGUCAUCUAUAUUUUUGUGACUUAAACAAUGUGAUGAUUAUACUUUUCAGGAUAGAGAUGAAUGCAUUGGAUCUCCAAAUAUAUGUGGUGAAAGGAUAAAAUUGUCUCAACACUCCCGGUUGUCUGUGAAGUGUCCAUUUUUAAUAAAAAUGAAAGAAAGGAUACUAAUAACAGGCAUGAAUCCCAUCACUUGAGAUGUUUUCAGACACACGCACACACAAAGGAACUCCAGCACUCACACCCUUAAUUCUUACUCAGUUGUAUAGGGAUUAAUAAUUUCUCAACUUUCUAGGGGAAAUUUCUAGUUCUACAUUGCCUUCCUUUUAUUUCUCAGUACUCUUUUGGGAAUUCCCCUAUCAUCUGCCUUUGAGUUCUCAGCACACACAAAGAUAUUUUAAUGAUUUUCAAAGCAGAAUGUAAUUUAGAAGGUAAAUUGGAUGCAAAAGCAUCAUACAAUGUAUUUGAAAGCCAAAAAGACUUGAGUUUGGUUGUUUGGGUUUCCUUGAUGCUUCCACUAAUUAAUACAGGUAAC